GCUGACAGAAAAUGCAGCUGGACUCAACGGCGGCUGCUUCAAAUUCCAGUCAGUUACAGCCGGUUCUUGACUACGUCGGUUAUAGCAGUUGGACGGAAGCGUACGACGCCGCCACAAACCAUGUGCCUUCAUUCAGUGUGUUCUUUCGUGAAAUGUGGGUGUCACUUCUGUAUGCAGGUGGUACGUGGAAUUGUACUGAAAAAGGCUUCGAAGUCGUUGUGACUCCGUUAGACAAUGUGUCUGGUUGGAACAACGUGCUAUUUUUUUCUGCAACUUUCCUUCUCGCGGCUACCCUCACACUGAUCCGCGAUAACCUCUCCCCAAAAAUAUUGUGUUGGGCCAAACAAUGCGGAUUGCGCAACAUCGAUUCAUGCAAGGUUCCGGAAUGUGCUUGGAGGGCCAUAUCACAUGCUAUCUUGUGGGCGUUCUCCUUCUACGUGAUCAUUUGGAGCGGCCGGAACUCUUUCUUUACUCAGCCAUGCACCGUGUGGGAUGGAGUUAUUUGGAAUCCCAAUCUUUAUACGGAACAACAACCGAUCGACUUACAGCUGCUCUACGGGGCCCAACUGGCACACUACUUACAUGGGGCGUAUGCCACACUGUUUAUUGAGGCCUGGCGCUCGGAUACCAUCGCCCUCCUAAUUCAUCAUGUGGUUACAUUAAGCUUGCUGUCUUUCUCCUUCGUGUACAGGUAAAUUCCUUC
Molecule: messenger RNA, 703 nt
Organism: Dicrocoelium dendriticum
Lineage: Eukaryota; Metazoa; Platyhelminthes; Trematoda; Plagiorchiida; Dicrocoeliidae
Source: the annotation of a GenBank genome assembly